UGAGCUCUGGAGGGGGCAGCGGCGGCGGCAGCAGCAGCAGGCAGGCGAAGGGACCGGGGGCUGAAAUCUGAUCCCUCGUGUUUUUUUUCUUCUUUUUUAUAAACCUCCCCUCUCCCUCCAUCCCUCUCCAAACUGUUAGUGGCAGCCCGUGGCAGGCGGGCAGGCUUUCACACAGCGCGAGGCAGGAGGAGCGCGCGGAGCACGGAGCUCUCUCUCUCUGCUUCUCUCUCUUUACUGAACACGCGCACACCUCCCCGGAGCGGAGCCCCUCAGCCCCGCGUCCCCCAGCGCCCGGAGAGACCUCUGACUGGAACCGGGGGCUUUUCUAGCCGCCGCUUGUUUAUUUGGACGAGUUCGCGUGGAGCGGCUUUGCUGUGGAGUGAAGUUUGUUGGAUGAGCUGGAGACACGCAGCGCUGAGCGCGAGCGAGCGCGUGAACACCGAGCACAGAGCAAGGUGGACUGGACCUGUGUGUGUUUAUGAGUGCGUGUGCGCGUGGAGGAACUGUUUAUGGUGAUUUGUGCUAACUAGCUUUACCUGCUGAAAAAAAAGGAUUACUGAGAAAACGGAGGGAGUUUGGGUGGCUGGUGGACCCAGGACACGUGUGUGUGUGAGUGAGUAAGCGUGUCAGUGUGUGAGGCUUCACGCAGUGUGUGUGUGAAAGUGAGUGGGAGUGUGGUUUGACGCCAUGCAACGCGGGUGUGCGGCGGAUGUGUGAUCGUGGUUGCUGUGGUGAGGAACCUGGGCCCCGCCCCCAGGCCGGGAUGAUCGCGCUCUGCCUCCUCCUCUACCUCUCCUCCGUCAUCCCGCCAUCCGUACUCAGCGCCCACCUGCCCCCGACAGAGCCCACGGACUGGCAGUCGAGUGAGGCGGAGGUGGAGGUGUUUCUGGAGGACUAUGUUGCGGGUGUGGGGGACACACUGGAUCUCUCCUGCACGCCACAGGACUUCCUGAUGCCUAUUGUCUGGCAGAAGGAUGGCGGCUCUGUGUCGCCUAGCAACCGCACGCGGCUGGGACAGAAGAUGCUGCGCAUCAUCAACGUGUCGUACGAAGACUCGGGGGUUUACUCCUGCAGACACGCCCACAGCAACACACUGCUCAGCAACUACACCGUCCGAGUCACUGAUUCCCUCUCGUCUGGCGACGAUGAAGACUAUGACGAAGAGCCAGAUGAUGCAGGUAAUGGAAAUGAAGCUCCCUACUGGACACAUCCAGAGCGGAUGGAGAAGAAGCUGCUGGCUGUUCCUGCGGCCAACACGGUGAAGUUCCGCUGCGCUGCUGCUGGAAACCCCACCCCCACCAUCCACUGGCUGAAGAACGGCAAAGAGUUUAAGGGGGAACAGAGGAUGGGCGGCAUUAAGCUGAGGCAUCUGCAGUGGAGUUUGGUGAUGGAGAGUGCUGUUCCGUCAGACAGAGGGAACUACACUUGCGUGGUGCAGAACAAGUAUGGGACCAUCACACACACUUACCAGCUUGACGUAUUAGAGCGCUCCCCUCACCGGCCCAUCCUGCAGGCGGGUCUGCCUGCGAAUCAGACAGUGGAGGUGGGCAGCAAUGUGGAGUUCUACUGUAAAGUAUACAGUGACGCGCAGCCUCAUAUCCAGUGGCUCAAACACAUCGAGGUGAACGGCAGCCGCUACGGCUCCAACGGCGCCCCCUACGUCACUGUUCUCAAGACGGCUGGCAUUAACACUACGGAUAAGGAGCUGGAGGUUCUCUUCCUGACCAAUGUGUCCUAUGAGGAUGCGGGCGAGUACACCUGUCUUGCGGGGAAUUCUAUUGGCUAUGCCUAUCACUCUGCCUGGCUAACCGUUAUACCAGCUGUGGAGCUGGAUAAAGAGGACGACUACGCCAAUUUCCUGAUCUCCGGGACCGUAUGCGUGCUCUUCGUCUUCACUAUCGUCAUUAUCAUUCUGUGCCGGUUGCGUAUGAGCACCCAGAAGACGCUGCCCACUCCUCCUGUGCAAAAGCUCUCCAAGUUCCCCCUCAAGAGACAGCAGGUGUCCUUAGAGUCCAACUCCUCCAUGAACUCCAACACUCCGCUGGUCAGGAUCGCCCGGCUGUCGUCCAGCGACGGGCCCAUGCUGCCCAACGUCUCCGAGCUGGAGCUGCCCUCUGACCCCAAGUGGGAGUUUCCUCGCUCAAAGCUGACACUGGGGAAAGCUCUUGGAGAAGGCUGCUUCGGGCAGGUGGUGAUGGCUGAAGCUAUCGGAAUCGAUAAAGAGAAACCCAACAAGCCUCUCACAGUCGCUGUCAAGAUGCUCAAAGAUGACGGCACAGACAAAGACCUGUCUGAUUUGGUGUCUGAGAUGGAGAUGAUGAAGAUGAUCGGCAAACACAAGAACAUCAUCAAUUUGCUCGGAGCGUGCACUCAAGAUGGUCCUCUCUAUGUGCUGGUUGAAUAUGCAUCUAAAGGCAAUCUGAGAGAGUAUCUUCGAGCUAGACGGCCUCCUGGCAUGGACUACUCGUUCGACACCUGUAAAAUCCCCAACGAGACACUAACCUUCAAGGACCUGGUGUCCUGUGCUUAUCAGGUGGCCAGAGGCAUGGAGUACCUUGCUUCUCAGAAGUGUAUCCAUAGGGACCUGGCAGCCAGGAACGUGCUGGUGACGGAAGAUAACGUCAUGAAGAUCGCAGACUUUGGUUUAGCCAGAGAUGUGCACAACAUAGACUACUACAAGAAGACCACCAAUGGUCGUUUACCCGUUAAAUGGAUGGCACCGGAGGCGCUGUUCGACCGGGUCUACACGCACCAGAGCGAUGUCUGGUCUUACGGGGUGUUGCUAUGGGAGAUCUUCACACUGGGCGGCUCACCGUAUCCCGGCAUCCCGGUGGAGGAGCUCUUCAAGCUGCUGAAGGAGGGCCAUCGAAUGGACAAGCCCGCCAACUGCACUCACGAACUGUAUAUGAUCAUGCGGGAGUGCUGGCAUGCUGUUCCAUCUCAGAGACCCACGUUCAGACAGCUAGUGGAGGAUCACGACAGAGUGCUGUCCAUGACAUCAACUGAUGAGUAUCUGGAUCUCUCUGUGCCGUUUGAGCAAUACUCCCCCACCUGUCCAGACUCCAACAGCACCUGCUCCUCCGGUGACGACUCUGUGUUUGCUCACGACCCCCUGCCUGACGAACCAUGCCUACCUAAACACCACCACAGCAACGGCGUCAUACGGACAUAGACAGCCUGCCUGAACUCCUGUUUCAUACACACAUCAGAUCUCUGGACAUCCAGCAUAGAGAGGGGGGGGCUCACAGAGACCCUGAUUUAGGGAAACCCCCACCUACAGCUCUCUACAUAACUGUGUGGACCAGCCUGAGCAUCUUCACGCUGCACAGAGCGCUCCAGCCCUCUAUCCCCACACACACACAGUGAGGUUGGAAGGUGGGAAAAGCUGUGUGCACAGUACACUCAGUACCAACUGAACGGCCCACUUCCUCCUGCUCCUCUUCCGCUUCCAAGCCGACAUCCUGCUUUUUAAAUCCUGUUUCAAAAGAGAAUUCCUAUUUUUCUACUCGGCCAGUUAAUUUUUCCUUUCCUCUCGGCAUUUUGAAGGGUGAAACCAUUCCGUGCCUACCGAACAAGUGCAGAAACAGCUGGAGGGGACAUAAAAAAAAAGAAAGAAAAGAAAAGAGACAUGUGUCGAAGAGCCAGAGUGCCAUUCCAUACAGAACAAUGUGGGAAAAAGAGGGAAAAGUUCAACUUAUUUAAUACAAAAUCUGAUUUAAACAAAGACAAAAACGUUGCUUUUCAAACACAUGGCCAGUUUCUUCUUUUAGUUUUUUUUUUUAUCUACAACCUUUUUCACAAAGAACUGUGUUUUUGCCAUUAUGAAGAAAAGGGUCCCAGGUGUGAGAUUAGAUUCGAGCAGACUGUGUGCUUUGUAUGUAUCUAAAUUUUCUAUUGUAAAUAUAUAUAGAUAUAAAUAUGUAUCAUAUUGCAGUCAGCAGCAGUGUAUGUAAGAGCAUAUGUAAGGAUCGGAUUUUUUAAAAAUGACGUUUAAACAAAAAAAAAAAAAGAAAAAGAAAAAAAAAACAAUGCAUUGCAAAGGAAGCAUACACUGUUGAGGUCGUGUAAACAUUUAAUCUUAAAGAAGCGAACACAAAAGUUUUAUUUGAAUUAACAUGUAUAUUUGUAAAGCUAUUUAUAGACUUAACAUAAUUUUAAGGUCUAAAAUUAUAGUAUAGGGUUUUUGGUACUGUAAACAAAGGGGUUGUGUUUUGUUUUUUUUCUUUUUUUCUUUUUAUGUUCAUAUUUUAUUUUGUAAGUUAUUUACCACAGAAGUGCAACAUUUUCUCAGCCAGUGGUUUUAGUUUUUUUUUUUUUUCUCGUUUGUUUGUUUGUUAGUUUAUUUGUUGUUUGUUUCCUUCUUUUGUUCCAUCUUUUUUGUUUACAGUGAUGAGAAUGUAUACAAACACUAUUGGCAAUAGUAGUGCCCUAUGAUUUCUGAGAUUCCGAGGACAAGGACAGGAUUGCGCAGUUGAGAUAAAAAAUAGGGAAAUAUAAAUCAGACAUCAUAGGGCCCUAUAUAUUAUAUACAGCUCUGGAAAAAAUGAUGAGUUUCUCUGAUUUUGCUGUUCAUAGGUAUAUGUUUGAUUAAAAUUAACAUUAUUGUUUUAUUCUAUAAACUACAGACAAGAUUUUAACCAAAUUUCAAAUAAAAAUAUUGUUAUUUAGAGCAUUUAUUUGUAGAAAAUAAGAAAUGGCUGAAAUAACAAAAACUUUCAGACCUCAUAUAAUGCAAAGAAAACACGUUUAUUUUCAUAAAGUUUUAGGAGUUCAGAAAUCAAUAUUUGGUGGAAUAACCCUGAUUUUUAAUCACAGUUUUCAUGCAUCUUGGCAUGUUCUCCUCCACCAGUUUUACACACUGCUUUUGGAUAACUUUAUGCCACUCCUCAAGCAGUUUAGCCUGGUUUGAUGGCUUGUGAUCAUUUUCAAUUUGGUAAAAUCAAAGAAACUCAUCAAUUUUAAGUGUUCUCUUUUUUUUCUCCAGAGCUGUUUAUAUUAAGUACCAGUUUAACACAGUGAAUCAGAACUCCAAUUCUGAGACAUGAACAAAGAAUGCCAAAUGUUUUUCUUUUACAUUUUGACUGUGAUUUCAGUGUUGAAUUGUGCAGCUCGAGCACCACACAUGAUCGAUUUUCCCUGGAAAGAAAGGAAAUUGUCCCUUAAUGAGAAGAAUUCUCAGAGCUAGUGAGUUAAGCACACAAUGCAGAGUGCAGCACUUAAAAAGAGACACUUACAUAUUCCUUAGCAUUUAUCAUUUUCUACAAGCUCUAAUAGAGAACUAUAUCUUUAAAAAUUGACACGUAACCCCUAAGAAAGCAUUAGAGUAACGUAUUAAAAGUAUUAAAGUGGCUUUUCUUCUUCUCUGAGGAUUCAUCGUCGCUGUGGUUCUGCUUGCUGCUCUAUGAUAUGAAGGAGUGCUUUGUGUUUAAAACCCAAAUGGCGUAAACUAAGAUAGUAGUAACUAUAUGGUCAGACCGUUUUAUAAAAGUGUGUUUUAUGAAUGCUUUUUUCUAUCGGAUUUCAUCUAUGCUAAGCGGAAAUGUAACGUCGAAUAACUGCGAGGUAAUCUUCCAUCGCUACAUUUGUAAAGUGCCAAAAUUCAUCCUUUCCCUUGCUGUUCUGAGUAUGUAAAUGAGCACAGGUCAUUUGGUUGUCGCUGGAUCCGAGCGGGCGUCGCCGUCUCUGGCCGUGCGGAGCAAAGCAUUCUGGGAUGUCUUGGUUGGGUCUCAGGGUGUGUUAGUACAACUGCGCUCAAACAGACAACCGGCAAUAAUUGUGUAAAGGGAUGAAGGAGGAGGCGGUAUGGUGAUGUGAUGCUGCUAAAACGUAAAAACUGUAGAUUUGAUAUCUGAUGAGUGUAAUACUGCUCCUCUCUCCUCUCCCAUUUCUUCUUAUCAGCCCAUUUUUAUAUUCAUUAAGUGCCUGGACCCCGAGAGAGUGAUAUUCUGCUCGAGGUCUGUGAAUGUACAGCAACAGCAGCAGGGACAUAAGCAGGGUGUUUCUUAAAAAAAAAACAUUUUUUGUAAGGCACUUCUUUACUGAUGUUCUCAGAUGCUUAAUGAAGCAUCACUGACCUUCACAUGGAAUGUUCCAUCUUUUCUUCUUCUUCUUCUUUUUCUACUUCUUCUUCUACUUCUUCUUCUUCCAUCUCUUCCAGGUGAGAAUCUGUGUAGACAAGAAUCAAGCACCAAUGUAUUCAACUCCACUGAGAAUAUAGGAGCAAUUUGUAGAUCUAUAAUUACAUACAGGUGAGUGGAUCAGAUACAGCAGUGCUGCUGGAGUUUUUAAACACCUCAGUGUCACUGCUGAACUUUGAACAUUGUCAUGUAGGCAGGGUCCUUUGGAGAUUGUCCUGUGGGCAGCCAGCAUCCUGUAGACAGUUUCCUUUAGGUAGUGUCCUGUGGGCAGCCAGUGUCCUGUAGACCGUGUCCUGUAGACAUUGUCCUCAGGGCAGUCUCCUGUAAACAGUAUCCUGUUGGCAGUGUCCUCUAAACAGUGUCCUGUGGGCAGUCGGUGUCCUGUAGACAUUGAACUGCAGGCAGUGUUCUGUAGUCAGUGUCCUAUAGGAAGUGUCCUGCAGGCAGUGUCCUUUGAACAUUAUCCUGUAGGCAGUGUCCUCUAAACAGUGUCCUGUGGGAAGUCAGUGUCCUGUAGAUAUUGUACUGCAGGCAGUGUCCUGUAGAUAGUGUCCUGUAGACAUUGUCCUAAAGACAGUGUACUGUGGACAGCCAGCAUCCUGUAGACAGUGUCCUGUCCUUUAGGCAGUGUACUGUAGACAGUAUCCUGUCCUUUAGGCAGUGUACUGUAGACAGUAUCCUGUCCUGUAGGCAGUGUACUGUGGGCAGUCAGCGCCCUGUAGACAGUGUCCUGUAGGCAGUCAGUUUCCUGAGACACUGUACUGUAGACAGUGACCUGUAGGCCGUGUCCUAUAGACAUUGUGAUGUAGGCAGUGUCCUGUAGACAUUGUCCUGUAGAAAAUGUCCUGUAGGCAGACAUUGUCCUGUAGGCAGUUUCCUGUAGGCAGUGUUCUGUAGACAUUGUCCUGUAGGAAAUGUCCUGUAGGCAGACAGUGUCCUGUAGGCAGAGUCCUGAGUAGAAUAAUAAAGUAUGGAGAGAAACAGAAGAUCUACAGUCUGUAAUUAUAAAACUGCAAUAUGCUCUUAAAUCCUCAGUGAAAAUGAAUAAUAGGUAUUGAAUUCAGAAACGCUGGAUCAGUGUGAACAGUAUAUUUGGUUACAUUAAAACUGUUUAGAUUUUUUUCCUGAUCCACCUCUUCAUCUUCUCCCUGCUCUACUACUGAACGUCCUGCUCCACCCUCCUCCAGCAGCUCGGAGCAGUUUCCUCAGAUACUGCUGGCCACACCCCCUCCCACCUCCCCCAACCAACCACCAACCUCCACCCUAUCCUGCUCUCAUUAAGCAGUCAGCUUUAUUUAUUUCAGCGUAUUUAUGAAUCAGUCUCAGUUCCAUUUAGACGGAGGCGUGGCCUAGAAGAGUUGAGGCAGCAUAGAAGAUGUUUACAUUCUUUUUUUUUUUUGUAAGAGCGUUUUCCCGCCCUUUUUUUUAAAGGGGGGUUGGAACAAUACGAGCAAUACGGUCUGAAGACCAUUUAUUCAUUCUUUCAUUUAUUCAUUCAUUCAUUCAUUUGUUUGUCUUUCUAAUUUAUAUUCUUUUCUUUUAGCUCUGUUCUCGGUUCAGUAGUGCCGUUCAGCUCUUAUUUAGAAGAAAGGUAUUAAUUUAAAUGAUAGAUUUAAUUUGCAGAUGAAUGCUGCACGGCGUGUAGAUUAUAUAAAUAUAUAUAUACAUAUAUACGUAGGCGUGUGAUUGAGUCUUCUUUUAAGUAGAAGUGAACACGAUCUUUCAGUACUUUAAAAAAAAAUGACUUACUCCAACAAUGCAUUCCAUGUAGGUUUUAUUUUGUUUUGUUUGUUUGUUUUUUUAUUGUUUUUAUGUGUUUUUUUUCUCGUAUGUCGCGAGGGAAUAAAGUUUAAAGCUGAAUUAAAGAACCCGAGUGAUUCAGCCUUCAUCUACUCCCCCCCCCCUCUCUCUCUCUCUCUCUAACUCACAAAACAAAGUUUACUAACAGUGUGAAAUGAAUCUCUUCUCUCCGGCCCGCGUCUCUGCUCUCCGGAACAUUCCGCUGUAUUCCGGUUCCACCCCACAGAGACGGUGGGCUUUAAACCCCUCUCUACGCUCGCAGUCUGUGCCUGACAGAACUUUUGCUGUCAAUCAAAAACGUUUUCAAUAAACACACUACAAAAUGAA
Molecule: messenger RNA, 8264 nt
Organism: Astyanax mexicanus (Mexican tetra)
Lineage: Eukaryota; Metazoa; Chordata; Actinopteri; Characiformes; Acestrorhamphidae
Gene: fgfr3
Product: fibroblast growth factor receptor 3
Exons: 18
Coding region: 710-3172 (820 amino acids)
Biological process (GO): positive regulation of MAPK cascade; fibroblast growth factor receptor signaling pathway; positive regulation of kinase activity
Cellular component (GO): membrane; signaling receptor complex
Molecular function (GO): fibroblast growth factor binding; ATP binding; fibroblast growth factor receptor activity
Source: RefSeq, a predicted model, not a curated record